GGAGCGAGGAGAGAGGUGCGAGGAGGUUUUAGGUCGUCGGUAAACACGAGAAGGAGAAGCGCGAGAGACUUCGGGAUUGAGACCAAAAUGUGGCCUGCCUUCCUCGUGGAGGUGGUGGCUGCCUUCCUGCUGCAGGGCUGCUUGGGCUCCUCCUCCUCCACGCACUCCCUGCGCAAUUUCUACACGGGGGUCUCAGAGCCCGGAGGGGGGAUCCCCCGGUUCAUCGCUGUGGGCUACGUGGACGACCAGCUGUUUGUUCACUAUGACAGCGACACAAGAAGAGAGCAGCCUCGUGUCCCCUGGAUAAAGAAGGUGGAGAAGGACGAUGCCCAGUACUGGGAUAGGCAGAGCCAGAUCUUGCAUGGCUGGGAGCAGACAUUCAGAGCGAGUGUGGAGAAUGUACGGAACUAUUACAACCAGAGCAAAGGGUUUCACUCCCUGCAGCGGAUGUACGGCUGUGAGCUGAGGGGAGACGGGAGCAAAGGAGGUUAUGACCAGUAUGGCUACGACGUGAGGAACUACAUCGCCUUCGACAAGGAGACCCUCACCUGGACGGCCGCCGAUGUCCCGGCACAAAACACCAAGAGGAAGUGGGAGGCUGAACCUGCCAUUGCCCAGCGUAAGAAGGCCUACCUGGAGGAGGAAUGCAUUGAGUGGCUGCAGAGAUACCUGGACUACGGGAAGGAGACUCUGCUGAGGACAGAGCGCCCCGUGGUGAAGGUGACGAGCCAGGCGGAGCAUGACGGCACGGAGACCCUCGUCUGCCAGGCCCACGGCUUCUACCCCAAGGCCAUCGAGACCACCUGGAGGAGGGACGGGGAGGUCAUGGACCAUGCGACCUUCCGCAGGGACGUCGCCCCCAAUUCGGACGGGACCUACCACGCCUGGCUCAGCAUCAAGGUCGACCCCAAGGAUCGGGACCUCUACCGGUGCCAUGUGGGGCAUGACAGCCUGCUGGAGCCCCUGGACUUUGCCUGGGAGGAGCCUGGUGCAUCCAACUUGGGGCUCAUUGUCGGGUGUGUGGUGGGGGCCGCCUUUGCCCUGCUGGUAGCUGGGAUCCUUGGGAUCUAUUUCUACAAGAAACGUCAAGAUGGCUACAAAGCAGCAUCAACAAAGGACCAAAACUCCGACAGCUCCGGGAGCAACCUGGCCAUCUAGGACUCCCAAGGAGCUUGACUCUGGGGGAGACUCUUCUCCCGAUGGAAGAAAACAAGAGGAAGAGAGGAUCCAUCCAUGAACUGAAUUCUAUCAAGUCCUUCUCAGGGACUUCUUCGGCCUGUUUCUGACUGCAGAGAGCUUGGCUUGGCGUGAUUUGCUUUCUGGCACAGCUGCUGCCUCAACACACAUUUGCAUCUUAGCUUUUUACCUGAUAAAAGAUAUCUUAGUUGAUUAACACACUAGGGGUUUAAAUCAAUUGUUGGGAGAUCAAAUUGGAUAACGCUGCAUGAAGUUGCCUAGGAGAAAACAGCAGCUCUGAAGGGGGGAAAUGCAGCCUUUCUUUUUGGAUGCCACCUGCAGAAGUGUCCCAGGGCACCAUCUCAGAAGAGGCAGAUCUCCUGCUUACGAGAGGAAACGAGAUGGGGGGUGGAGGGAGGCCCUCCUUAAGAUGCCGCCUUCCAAUUAUACCUUUAAGUGCUUGGGGGGGGGGGGAACCCUGCACUUGAGAGGAGUGUUUUUUUAAUCAAAAGUUUUUAAUUAACGUAUCUAAACAAAGUAACUAAAAACUGCAGCCCAAAAAUUCAAAAUUACACCUCCAGUAUUAGGCUGUAAUUGAUUUUUUUAAAAAAAUUACAGAGAUAUGCAGCAGGAAAUUGCCAAAGUGUCUGUUUCCUCAUAGAAUCAUAGAAUAGCAGAGUUGGAGUUGUUAAUGUAUUUUGCAUUUUGAUUGAUGCUAAUGGAUGUAAAACAUUUUAAUAGCCCUGCUGAGAUGGGCCAAAUUAAAGGGAUUCAUUUUCCUCCCUCC
This is a messenger RNA of Elgaria multicarinata webbii, 1963 nucleotides long. RefSeq names its product H-2 class I histocompatibility antigen, Q9 alpha chain-like. Bases 88 to 1158 code for a protein of 356 amino acids. Gene Ontology annotation, cellular component: external side of plasma membrane. Gene Ontology annotation, biological process: immune response. The record is from RefSeq and is a predicted model, not a curated record. The transcript is spliced from 9 exons. NCBI's taxonomy places the organism in Eukaryota, Metazoa, Chordata, Lepidosauria, Squamata, Anguidae.